AUGAAGUACUUGCCGGAAAUCAGCUAUAAUGCCGACGACAAAAUAUGGAGUGGAAAGGAGCAACCUGCAUAUUUGUCAGCCGAUUUAUCAGUUGGCCAAGUUAUUUUCCAUGAAAUGCAACGCCAUCCGAAACUUGUAGCUCAGAUUUCUGAUACGGAAAAUACGGUGCUGACAAGAGAGGAACUCCUCUUGAACUCAAUGCGUGUAGCUAUCUACUUAAGGAAUUUAGACCUUGAACAAUCGGACAUAGUUGGAAUCAUAGCAAGAAACACAACGCAUAUAUUCGCUGUUGCCUACGGCUGUUUUUUCAACGGCAUGGCUUUCCAUUCGCUCAACAUCAUUUAUGAGCAGGAAACGAUAGAAAAACUGUUUGAUAUCACCAAACCAAAGAUCAUUUUUUGCGAUGGUGAUGAAUACGAGAAGGUUAAAGAAGCCACAAAACAUUUGAAUGUGAAAAUUGUAACAAUGAGGAAUCACAAAGACGGUUCCAUUAGCAUUGAUGAAGUGCUUGCCACACCAGUUGAUCCAUUCUUCCUACCAGCAAGUCUCGAGCAGGGAGUUAAUCAAACCUUGGCUGUUCUCUGUUCCUCAGGAACUACUGGUACACCCAAAGCCGUCACAGUUCCUAACGCAAAUGUCGUGAAAAAUAUUCUACCCCUCGUGACUAUUUCCGAUGUUUUGUAUGUACACAGUACUUUGGAUUGGAUGACAGGUCUUUUCGCAGCAAUUACGACUGGAGUUCAAAGUUGUCUACGCAUAAUAUCGGAUGAGCCUUUUAAUCCCUCCGAUAUAUUGCGACUGAUUAAGAAGUAUAAAGUUACGUUUUUAGGUCAAGUUCCUCCGCAUAUGGCACAGAUGAUAAACUCCCCAGAAUUUGACAGCGACUAUUUAAGUAGUCUAAAGUUUUAUUUUUAUGGAGGGACCGGAUGUUCUCUUGAGGUUCAAGAGCGCAUUCGUCGAUGUCUGCCGCCAAAUUGUGUAUUUGCUUUUGGAUAUGCUUUUACAGAGUUGUGUGGUGGAGGAACUGGGAAUUUUCACUUUGAUCAAAAGAGAGGUUCAGUUGGACGUUUAUUGGACGGCGUCAAGAUGAAGAUUCUCAACGAACAAAAUGAACCCUUAGGUCCGCAUGAGGUUGGUGAGAUCUGCUUAUACACCGGAAGAUUCUGGGCAGGAUAUUAUGGCAAUCCUGAGGAAACUCGCAAAUUACGAGAUAGAAACUUGUGGUAUCACACUGGAGAUUUGGGUUAUGUCGAUGACGAUGGAUUCUUAUUUAUCGUUGAUCGUAAAAAGGACAUGCUUAAAUAUAAUGCCAUUAUGUAUUAUCCUCAUGAAAUAGAGAAGAUAAUUAGUCAAAUGCCGGAGGUGUCGGAAGUCUGCGUUUUUGGUAAGCCGAAUACUCUUUAUGGAGAUGAAGCAGCUGCAGCGAUUGUUAGAAAAACUGGAGUUCAGUUAGAUCCUCAGGAUGUUAUUAACUUUGUGGCGAAGCAUUUGCAACCGAAACAUAUGCAGCUCAAUGGUGGCGUCUUUAUAAUUGAUAGUCUGAAAUAUACUUCCAAUGGUAAAACGGAUCGCCGAGCAACAAAAGCAUAUUGUUUGGGCCAGAGAUGA
Messenger RNA from Drosophila nasuta, 1608 nucleotides. RefSeq lists its product as uncharacterized. Gene Ontology annotation, biological process: long-chain fatty acid metabolic process; fatty-acyl-CoA biosynthetic process. Gene Ontology annotation, molecular function: long-chain fatty acid-CoA ligase activity. The coding region runs from base 1 to 1608 and encodes 535 amino acids. The record is from RefSeq and is a predicted model, not a curated record. The transcript has 3 exons. Lineage: Eukaryota; Metazoa; Arthropoda; Insecta; Diptera; Drosophilidae.